Paramuricea clavata is the source of this 694-nucleotide messenger RNA. Lineage: Eukaryota; Metazoa; Cnidaria; Anthozoa; Malacalcyonacea; Plexauridae. The record is from the annotation of a GenBank genome assembly.
AAUUAUCGCGAGCAGCGUAGUUGACAACUAAAAUAACGAAGAAAUAGUUUGGCCUUGAGAGAAAGAUGAAUGGUGUUCACGCUCUGUGUGUUUCUUUGCUUCUUCUUGGUGUAUUUCAAGUGAAGUAUGGUGAAGCGUGGUGGAAGGAUAAUGGAGCCGAUGGUAAUGAGGUUAGUAAAAUCGUUUAAUUUUUAAGAAAAUUUCUCCUUUACAACUUUAACGGAAUUUCAGAAACCGAUCAGUAAGUUCAGUGUAUGUGCUUACUCUUCUCUCUAGAGGCCCAGUAAGGGACUUAUUGGUUGACGAGACGAGAGAUAAAACACUACAUUAGGGCACAAAAUACAAUCUAACAAAAACGAUUGUCAGAAAAAUCUUCGGUGUUAGUCUGACACAGCUGUAACUAACAAACAUUCAUUGUUUCGAAGAAAGCUCAUCUUUAAAUAUAACAAAUUCUUGAUAUCUUUUUUCAGGGGGAAUGCCCAAAUUAUAAGGUGGACAAAGCAUGCAGUUUGGAUAGCGAUUGCAAAGGAGGAUGUGACAAAAUUGAUCUUACAUGUCAUAAUGAAAUAUGUACUUCUGAACUGAAUGUGGACUGAUUGGAGAGACUUGCUGGCUAUGUACUGAUAUAUUAUAUCUCACUAUCUAAAAUAUAUUAAUGUAAGGAGAAAAGAAAAUAAAGCUUUGAUUGAAACGC